Penicillium maclennaniae is the source of this 1986-nucleotide messenger RNA. RefSeq names its product putative C6 transcription factor. NCBI's taxonomy places the organism in Eukaryota, Fungi, Ascomycota, Eurotiomycetes, Eurotiales, Aspergillaceae. Gene Ontology annotation, cellular component: nucleus. The record is from RefSeq and is a predicted model, not a curated record. The coding region runs from base 1 to 1986 and encodes 661 amino acids. Gene Ontology annotation, biological process: DNA-templated transcription. The transcript is spliced from 3 exons. Gene Ontology annotation, molecular function: DNA binding; zinc ion binding.
AUGUCGCUGGCCAAGCAGCAGAAACCUGGCGAUUCAGUGGCCGAUUUCAGCGCUGCUCCGCCUGCAAAUAGUGUGGGCUACGACACGCCGCCUUCGCUGCCUGCGGAUGAUGGCGAAAGCAAGACGUCACCCCGUGAUCCCGGCACACUUGUUGUGAACGGCGAGGGUACGAACUAUAUUGACAGCGCAAAUUGGCGCGCCAUUCUCGAGGAGAUCAAUGGAGUUAAGGAAUAUAUUGAAGAUCAUGCAGAAGACUCUGACGACGACGGACUUGAAGAAGAUCCAUACAGCGAUAAUUCCCCAGCUCUAUUACUUGGAAUUGGGAGAUCUUUAAGCAAGGAAGAGUUGAUAGUCGACAUCCCACCGCGGUCGACGGUUGACCGACUUGUCUCUCGCUUCUUCAAGACCUCGGAGCCAUCCAUCGUGGCAAUCCAUGUACCGACUUUCCAGAGAGAGUACGAGCAGUUCUGGGCAAAUCCGCAGGGCAUGUCUUAUACAUGGAUCGCCUUGCUAUAUUCAAUCAUGGCCUUGUCCGUAUCUUUGUACCACCGAAACGAUGAACCUUCGCCUCUCCAUACGAUCGACUCGAUGACUGCUUGGAACAUCUUCCGGAGGAGAGCAGCUCAGUGUUUGACACAAGCCAACUACUUAAAACCCGGACAACACAAGGUUGAAGCGCUGUUCAUGUACUCAUUGUCUGAAUUUUAUCGCAACCAGGAUGCCCAAAUGGGAGUCUCGUACCUCUUUGGUAUCACGAUCAGACUUGCCAUGCGUAUGGGAUACCAUCGCGACCCAAGCCAUUUUCCGGACCUUUCUGCCAAGGACGGUGAAAUGCGUCGCCGCUCAUGGGCUCUUCUCACCCAGCUCGACACUUUGAUCUCGUUCCAGGUCGGUCUACCACGGACCAUCCAACCCUGGCUUUCUGAUACCAGACUACCAUCGAAUUUGUUUGACACAGAUUUCGACGAGAACACGGCUGUAUUGCCACAGAGUCGACCUGACGAAGAACGAACACCUUCCUCGUACACAUGUGCCAAAGCCCGCAUCCAGUACGUGUUUGGACAGAUUUCUGACUUGGCAUACUCGCGGGAGCCGGUGUCCUAUGAUGAGAUUCUGGAGAUUGAGCGUCGUCUUGACGAAUCGCAUAACAUGCUACCUUCAUUCUUCCGAUUACGCCCGAUCGGCCAAUGCAUUGCAGAUCCGUCAGAAUUGGUGAUGCGUCGGUACACCUUGGAGAUGCUCUACCAGAAAGCACGAAUCGUGUUGCAUCGUCCGUACAUUGGCGAGAGGCAAAAGCAUGAUCAUUCGCGAUCGAUUUGUUUGACAGCAGCCAAAGAAAUUCUUCGCCAUCAUGCCGAUAUUUGGAAUGAGUCUUUGCCCGGUGGUCAACUUCACGCCGAGCGCUUCUUAUUGAAUUCUUUCCAGAACACUGACUUCAUGCUUUCUUCUAUGAUUCUCUGCUUGGAGCUUUCGCAUGAUAAUGAGCGUGGACACAAUGCCCAUUUGAGUCGCCAAGAGCGGAACGAUAUCUUGGCCCUGUUGGAGACGACUCGGAAGAUUUUUGAAGAGACUCGGCGUCGGUCCGUCGAUACACAACGAGCCUUCGCCGCGUUGAGUCUCAUGCUCGGUCGAGUCAAGGGUAAUCCUCCAAAUCUCUCAUCUAGGAGCGAAAGCCAAGGUAUUCUGAUGGAAGAUCACUCACCCUUCCAACUAUUCACAAUUCCAAUUGAACAGCAACAGUACCUGGAUUAUACAUCCAAUGGCGAGAUACCGGUUGCACUCUCCAACACUGACGAUGCACUACAUUAUCCUUCUCUGGACGUGAUCGAGGAAAUGCUCAACGCCCCUGCUCACUUAGACUGGCGCUUGUAUGACAGUCGAGUGUCUGGCCUUGAAGAAACCAACCAGGACACCUUUUGGUUUUCAGCCACUCCUCCUGUGCCCCUUGAGGGUGGUUUCACGUAUCCUCCUAGUGGAAACUUAUGA